Molecule: messenger RNA, 1761 nt
Organism: Gossypium arboreum
Lineage: Eukaryota; Viridiplantae; Streptophyta; Magnoliopsida; Malvales; Malvaceae
Product: 26S proteasome non-ATPase regulatory subunit 11 homolog
Exons: 2
Coding region: 217-1485 (422 amino acids)
Biological process (GO): ubiquitin-dependent protein catabolic process
Cellular component (GO): proteasome regulatory particle, lid subcomplex
Molecular function (GO): protein binding; structural molecule activity
Source: RefSeq, a predicted model, not a curated record
AGACACGGGCCGAAGCCGAUCAACAUAUGUAAGCCCAAAACUCUGUAAGGCAAAAUUUGAAAUCCAUCGUCUCUGAAGUUUUCUUGCUGCGUAAGUCUAUCGUCCCUAAAAGGGCACACAUUUCUGAGUUAAGAAGUGAAGUGUUUGAUUGACGAACGGAUCGAUUCGACUAUUUUCUUCUCUGGUUGAAGGAUUUGGAUUUUUUAAGUAUUUACAAUGUCUUCAUCAUACCUCCCUGCAACCACUGAUUCAAUUGCUCAGGCUCUAGAAGCCAAAACACCAUCUGAAGCCAUAUCAAUCCUUUAUCGUGUACUAGAAAAUCCUUCAUCCGCUCCUGAUGCUCUGCGGAUUAAAGAGCAGGCCAUAACGAAUCUCUCUGAUCUUCUUAGACAAGAGAACCGAGCAGAGGAGCUUAGAAGUUUUCUGACUCAAUUGAGGCCCUUUUUUGUAUUAAUUCCCAAGGCAAAAACUGCUAAAAUCGUCCGUGGUAUAAUCGACGAUGUAGCUAAAAUACCAGGAACCUCGGAUCUGCAGAUUUCUCUUUGCAAAGAAGUGGUGCAGUGGACUCGUGCUGAGAAGCGAACUUUCCUUCGCCAACGAGUUGAAGCAAAGCUUGCAGCUCUUUUGAUGGAGAACAAGGAGUAUCCUGAAGCACUGAAUCUCCUUUCUGGCUUAAUCAAGGAGGUUAGAAGGUUGGAUGACAAGCUGCUUCUCGUUGACAUAAACUUGUUGGAGAGUAAGCUUCAUUUCUCUCUCCGAAACCUCCCUAAAGCCAAGGCAUCUCUAACCGCUGCAAGAACAGCUGCAAAUGCUAUUUAUGUGCCACCAGCACAACAGGGUAACAUAGAUUUGCAGAGCGGAAUUCUCCAUGCGGAGGAGAAGGAUUACAAAACUGCUUAUAGCUAUUUCUUCGAAGCAUUUGAAGCUUUCAAUGCACUUGAAGAUCCUCGUGCUGUAUUUAGCCUCAAGUACAUGUUGUUGUGCAAAAUAAUGGUGAGCCAGGCCGAUGAUGUUGCUGGUAUAAUAUCCUCCAAAGCAGGCCUACAAUACGUGGGGCCUGAACUCGAUGCCAUGAAAGCUGUUGCUGAUGCUCACUCAAAACGUUCUCUGAAGCUUUUCGAGAUUGCUCUUCGUGAUUUCCAGGCCCAACUCGAGGAAGAUCCUAUCGUUCACAGGCACCUUUCUUCCCUUUACGACACUCUAUUGGAGCAGAACCUCUGCAGAUUAAUUGAACCUUUCUCUAGGGUUGAGAUUGCCCAUAUUGCCGAGCUCAUUGAAUUGCCUGUAGACCACGUGGAGAAGAAACUUUCUCAGAUGAUUCUGGAUAAGAAGUUUGCAGGGACUUUGGAUCAGGGUGCAGGAUGUCUUGUCAUAUUUGAUGAUCCCAAGGCCGAUGCCAUCUAUCCGGCAACAUUAGAAACCAUCUCCAACAUUGGCAAGGUUGUCGAUAGCCUUUAUGUGAGGUCUGCUAAGAUAAUGACAUAGGGUGCCACAUUUAGCAACUAGGAAGAAACAAAUUAGUGUUCAGUGACACAAGUGCAUUCUAAUCAUUACAUGUUUCAACUUAAUCCUGUUUUGUUGUGGAACAUUUGAUUUAAAACAUAUGGAGUUUAUUCAGAUGGUCUAGCCUUUUUUCCCUCUAGAAUUUGGGUAAAAGUAUCAUAAUGGUUUUUGUAUUGGGAGUUAGAUUAUAUUUUGACUCUUUACUCAAAAAAUAGGUAAUUAAUUUCUAUACAUUUAAUUUGGUUUUACUGUUAAAAA